UAACGGCAUUCUGGGUCGUUAAUCUCUUUGUAGAAUCGUUAAUUACCUGUUAGACUUGCAACAGUACCUAUAUAUCUUUCAUCACUUUCCCCGGAGGGAUUUCGUGUAGUGCCGCUUGAAACUGAGUAAAUAUAUUCACCACACCACGACCGUAACCGCUGUGAAAUGAUGUGUUGCUUUCUGUUUGGGCGAUGAAAGGGCCUUGCUCAUUUUGCUGAUUCUGUAAGUUGUGCUUUGAAUUAGAAGGACAAAAAAUUGUUCGAAAAGAUCGUAUGGAACUGAUAUACGUUCAAAUCUGGUAGAUGUUUCGCUCCUCUCUUCGCACAGCAAGUGACUUGACACUUCUAACUCGUCCUUAUCAUUUUACGACUGAAGUCAAGACGUCAUUUCCUGUGCUAUCCUGUUAGCGAGGUCCGGACACCUUAAGACAGACGAAUUGGUGGACUGAACUAAAUCAUCGUAAGCCGGCACUCGUAAAUUGUUAUAUCAGCCUUUCAAGAUGAAUGAAUCUGGAACAACCGCGAUCCCCGAUAAUUACUCGGACGCCUUUUACAACGACACUUUGGAUUACUACUACGAAUGGUCAUCGGACGACCAGAAGUUUCUGAACCUGAUAAGGAUAGUCGUAUCAAUUGUUUUCAGUCUCAUCGUCAUAAUUGGAUUCGUUGGAAACUUAUUAGUUAUCAUUGUUGUUGUCUCAAAUAAGAAAAUGCAAAACACUACCAAUAUCUUGAUAGUAAGUCUGGCUGUAGCAGAUCUAUCAUUUAUUAGUUUUUGUGUGCCUUUUACCGCCACUACAUACACGAUGUCGCGAUGGCCAUUUGGAGAUGUCUGGUGUAAAAUCGUCCAAUACCUAACUUACGUAUGUGCGUAUGCUAGCGUGUACACACUCGUUUUGAUGUCGCUGGACAGGUACCUGGCUGUCGUGCAUCCAAUCACAUCCAUGCGUAUCCGCAACAGUCGUAAUACUUACAUCAUGGUCUACCUUACUUGGAUUAUAAUGCUUGGAGGAAAUAUACCAGUCAUCUUUGAAUUUUCCCACAAAGAAUUUAACGACAACAGUAACAGAUCAAGUUGUGUGGAUAUUGAUUUCUUUAAAAGUGAUUACCGUUCCUCACAACCAUUCUAUGGAUGUUUCUUUGCUUUUGGUUAUGUCAUACCACUGACACUAACAUGCAUUCUCUAUGGUUUCAUGAUCAAACGGCUUCUUUAUGGAGUUGUUCCCGGAGGAAGCCAACGCCCCGACAGCAUGAGGACGAAAAAACGUGUUACACGAAUGGUAGUGAUUGUUGUCGUAAUCUUCGCAAUUUGCUGGCUGCCAAUUCAGAUAAUAUUUGUACUGAUUAGUUUUGGACAUGUUGGGACGAACUCUCAUUUUUUUGUCGGAACUUUGAUUGCGUCUAAUUGCCUGGCGUACAUGAAUAGCUGUGUUAAUCCAGUACUGUACGCUUUCCUGUCCGAAAACUUUCGUAGAAGUUUUAGAAGACUGUUAUGUUGUGCAAGCGACCCUCUCAGAUCUAGGCAGUAUCAGGGGGUCCAGAGCACAGGAGUCGAGAGAACGGAAAUGACGUCAGAAAUUUGAAGACUCGAGAUGAUCACCAUCUUCUAAAUUGAAAGCUAAGGUUUCUGUGUUUCCAUUUUGAUAUUGUCAUCUCCUUUGCUUUUAGAAGUAGAAACAGAGGAAUGCGUUUCGACUAUUUAUUUCUUCAAAUCAUUUUAUUGUGAUUCCACCGUUUAUUAAAAAUAACAUCGUUCUCCCUCUCUAACUCCUACAUUGUAUCAUGCAUGUUGAAUUAGUGAUUAAAAACGAUUAAUAAUAAAACAAAAACAUUAGAAUCUAUAGUGCUAUAUUUUAUAACGCUGUAUGAAAGUCAUUUCGAUAUUUCAGUAGUAGUUUUGUUGACACGAUUAUAUUUUCCGAAAAUAUUUUAGCAUAUUUACUUGACGUCAUCCACGCAUGCGCAAUUCCUCAAAUAUGAUGUAAAAAGUGACAUAAACCGAACGGAAUAAUGGUCCCUGUGACAUUCCGCCCCAUUUCCCGUUUUUAUUGUUUCGUUGUUUAGAUAGACCUUUUCUCAACAUUGUAGUCGAUCCUUCUAAUGAUAAAAACGUUAAUUAUAAGUCAUAUUUACAUAGCUAAUUUAUUUAUUGUUAAAUGUUUUCAUUGUCUUCAUUAUCAAAUUGCACAACGAAAUAACAAACAGGACUAUUGAUAAAUUUGUUCUAUAAUAUAAAUUAUGUAUGAUUGGUAAUAACUCCCGCAACAUCAAGUUAACUAUUCCAGCCAUUAUAUAAAUUUCUAAAUCUAAAUGAUUAUUUAUUUGAUAUAUUUCAUUGCCAAAUCCUGAUUUUGUUUCUUUCUUAUCGCCGUUUGUACAAUACUUAUCAAAUAGGUUAUUUCUGUAAAUGCCUUUCUCUCCGAAAGUAUAGGUUAUUAAAUUGCACACGCUUAAACAUUCUCGAAUUGCAUACAUCGCAUUUUUACGACUUUUCAAAAGUAAUCGAUCAACUAUAUUGCUCAUGGAAACCAUACAUAAUGUACGUAGCCAUAGAUUCUGAAAUCAGUGAUUACAUAGAUUUGUGUUAUAACCAUGACAUUUUCUAUGAUGGAAACGUUCCUUUUUUCCCAGUGGGUUUCAAAGUUUAUUUUUCGUUCAUGCAUACGUAGCACAUAGAACUUACGUCAAUAGAUUAUUUCAUUUGUAUGGUUAUUACAAUUUAUCAUUUGAUCCAUGCCAUACAGUUUUAUUUUGAAUCUUGUUAAUAUUACAUCACAUUAUCUAUACAACAGAUUCUAUUGAAUAGCGUAAAGCUUUUCAAAAGUCAGGAAAACUUUUGUUUUGUUUUUGCAAAGAAUCUUUGUAUGCGUUGUCUAAUGCUUAUGUGAUUGUUCUUUUACAUCAUAUUUUAGAUUUCUUUGGAAGUUCUUCGAUGUUUUGUUUCACUGAAUUUAUCACCAUCAAGCUAAUUUGCAUUUUGGAAGCAUCCAAAACAAAAUGUUUGAUUGAGUUGUAAAUUGUGCAGGUAGAAGUGGUUUGGUAAUAUUGAUGUUACAUGUAUGUAUCAAGAUGAUAUUAUAUCACAUAUAUAGCAACAUAUUUUGUAUAAUUAUCCUUUGUUUUAAUUUAACAGGACAUCACACAAAUGUUAAAAGUUUAAUAUAUCUGAACAUUUUAUUAGCGAUAUGCAUUAUAGGUUAAUUAGAAAACAAUGUAUAACAUAUUGGCAAAUAAUGAUAUAGACCAUCAGUAUAAGUAAAAAGGUAUAUACCUCGUCAGUUGAAGGAUAACUAGUUAUCUAGUAAAUUGAUUUGAACAUGUUGUUUUACAUUUUAAUUUCAAUAAGAUGACGUUUUAUAAACGUAAUAAUUUACGAUUAAGUGGUAUGAUUUACACCAUUUUACCGAUAUACACAAGAUAUAUUAUGGUCAUUGAAAUAUUGGUCAUACAUUAUAUACAAUUAGUACAACUUAGAGACAUGAGUAAUUUUUUUAAUGGAUGAUUUUAAUAUGUGUGAUCAUUGUAUGAUAAAUAUAUAAUUGAUAUGCGUAGAAUAUGAAUAUAUUAUAUACAUAUAUCAAGAAAAUGUUCUGCAGUGCGUGACGAAAUCACCUUACAAGGAACUCACUAUGACAACGUGUUCGCUUAUAUAUAUAUGUAAGUGAUCCGUAGCUAUAUAUGUAGUAUAUCUUAUUUUAUUCUCUCAUUAUGGUUCAGUGUUUGGUUGGUGUUACAAAUGUUUAUUGUGAAAUAAAAUUUUGUGAAAUAAGAUUAA
Molecule: messenger RNA, 3774 nt
Organism: Pecten maximus
Lineage: Eukaryota; Metazoa; Mollusca; Bivalvia; Pectinida; Pectinidae
Product: allatostatin-A receptor-like
Exons: 4
Coding region: 500-1582 (360 amino acids)
Biological process (GO): G protein-coupled receptor signaling pathway
Cellular component (GO): membrane
Molecular function (GO): neuropeptide Y receptor activity
Source: RefSeq, a predicted model, not a curated record